Malurus melanocephalus (red-backed fairy wren) is the source of this 2331-nucleotide messenger RNA. It is a transcript of the gene SPOCK3, whose product is annotated as SPARC (osteonectin), cwcv and kazal like domains proteoglycan 3. NCBI's taxonomy places the organism in Eukaryota, Metazoa, Chordata, Aves, Passeriformes, Maluridae. Bases 1619 to 2212 code for a protein of 197 amino acids. Gene Ontology annotation, molecular function: nucleic acid binding. The transcript has 3 exons. The record is from RefSeq and is a predicted model, not a curated record.
UCUUGAACAUUCAAAAUAAAGAGUACUUCUCAAAAUACGUAAGUUUARUCUUUGAAGAGAAGUGAAAUUAUUGAGGAAAAAAAAAGAAAACUUCUUAGUUUUGUCUCUUCAAAAUGCCAUUUCAAUCAAGUAUCAUUGUGUGCUUGAAUAAAUGGAAUUACCAACUUGUGUAAAGUCCUUGAUCAGAAUGAGGCUCUUAAACCAAUUAUGUGGAGAUCAGAGUGCUUAAAAUUGUAAGGAAUAAAUUUAGAAUUAUUAAAGGCUUCAAAUAGCUUGGCUCAGGCAAAAUUACAUAUAAUUGAUCAUUAGUAUGUGUUGUCAGGAUAAACUGCAGUCAUAGGUGCUGAAGAUCUCUUUUUUGACAAAUUGCAGUGAAACUUUUGUAAAACUCAAACCUUUUCUAAGGAUUUUUACUGAAUGCAAAUUCUAGCCACUUUUAUUCCUCUUUGCUAAGUAUAGAAAGAUGAACAAUAAGUUAAAAGUACUAACUAAUACCUGGAUGAUAUUGUCAAACACACAUGAAGCAAAACAAAACCAAAAUAUGCCUUGAUUGCUGGGUAAGUGAAAACACAGAUGCAGAAGCUGGGAUGCUGUUAAAAAAGUUUAAAUAAGAAAUUCUUUAAAAAAACGAAAUCACUGCCUUUAUAGAGAAAUCUAUUCUUUGCCAAAGGGCAAAGCAAUUUGUAGGAAAUUAACAUUAAGACUGACAAAUACAAACUGGGUUGUCAGAGAAUGAUUGUAUAAAGGACUGACUCUAUAACCCACCCUGAGAAUAACAUGACUCUUUUAUUGAUUCUUAUUUAGCGUCUGUGCAGUCCCUCUAUUCCUUAGCUUUGAAUUUUGUGAUUCAUUUAUUAUAGAAUAUAAUAUCAUUCUGGAUAGGUAGUAUUUUCAGAGUCAGGCACAUAAAUCAUAAUCUGGCAAUCAUUCUCUCUAUCUGUCGUACGGGUGACAGGAUUUUCAUUGAUUUUAGUGAUACAAAUUUAAGGACAAAAUGGCAUGUAUUAUGUAGUGUAUGAYAUAGGCUAUUUGAUUUAAUUAAUACUUUACUAUCUGUCUGUCGUUACUGUUUAUGACCAAAAUCAAAACUUGCUAGGAUCAGUUGCAAUCUCAUAAUCACGUCUUUUAGCAUGAAGUGGCAUUUUCCUGCCAUCAGAGAAACUCUUGAUGGACUUGACCCUAGUUCCAAGUCUGAAAGUAACUAAUUUUUGACCACAGAAAAUACUUUCAGCUACUACACUGGGAGUCUUGUGUUCUUAACAUACUUGGCAACCUCGUGGUGGGUUAGUUUUGGCUAACAGCCAAAUGUUUACCCAGCUGCUCCCAGCCCCUCUCCCCAGCAGGACAAGUAUAGGAAAAACCGGAGUGAGAGUGCUCAUGGGUUAACAUAAAAACAGGAGUAUUGUUUACCGAUUACUGUUGCAAACAAUGCAAACUUGACUGGAAGAAGAUUAAUUUAUUGCCAAUUAAAAUUAAAAUGUAAUAGCUAGUUUGAGCAGUGGUAAAGAAGACACACGUUAAAACAACAGCUUUUCUCCCUUUUUUUCCCAGGCUCAACUUCAUUCCAGACUCCCCUCUCCCUGACCAGCACAGGGAGAAUUGAGGGCAUGUACAGUCAAUGCUCGCGGCGGCGGCAGCUUUGGUGUGCGUGUGUGCGGCAGCCUGGUGCAGCCCGGCGGCGGCGGCGGCCGGGGGCAGACCGGACAGCGGCAAUUUUCUGGACGAUAAACAAUGGCUCACGACCAUCUCCCAGUACGACAAGGAGGUCGGGCAGUGGAACAAAUUCCGAGACGUAUCCAUGGCGGGCUGGGUGCUGUGCGUGACGCUGGUGCUGGCAGCACUGGCAGGGGCUCAAGGCCAGACCUACCAGGCUUUCCUGCAGAAGCACGUGGAUGACCCCCGGACCCAGCUGCCAGCGGCUAAAUACUGCAACAUCACGAUGGCGCAGCGGGGAAUGACAAGGCCCAUCUGCAAUGACACCAACACCUUCGUGCACGCCCCAGGCAUGACUGUGGCACGUGCCUGCUCCCGGGUACCUGAUGCCCAGGGGUACUACACCACCCCGAACAGGCUGAAUGUGACCAUCUGCCGCCUCAGUGGCCGGAGCACUCGGCCGCCCUGCAACUACCGGGCGGCACAGACGGUGCAGCACUAUGUGCGUGUGGGCUGCCGUGGUGGACGUCCCGUGCACCUCGAGAAUACCUUCCCAUAGUGAGGCAUUCUCGAGGCCCUGGAAUGAGGCCUGGCUUGAGGGGUGCCGAUUCUCCCCCCGUCAGSGGCUCUGUCAGUGGUGGAAAUAAAGGAGUUGUCACAGGCUUUGGCUCCAGCAUC